Messenger RNA from Colletotrichum phormii, 1224 nucleotides. Its product is annotated as soluble quino protein glucose/sorbosone dehydrogenase. The record is from RefSeq and is a predicted model, not a curated record. The transcript has 3 exons. The annotation marks the transcript as partial. Lineage: Eukaryota; Fungi; Ascomycota; Sordariomycetes; Glomerellales; Glomerellaceae.
UUCUCUGCGGUCUUAGCCCAGGACUGCUGGAAUACUUUGAAGGCGACUUACACUUCGCCUAUUGCCGCCGGUGGCUGGACGUACGGUCUAAUCGCGAACGGAUUCACUCGGCCUAGAAGUAUCCUUUUUGACGAUCAAGGAGCUCUUCUGGUUGUCGAUGCCAACUCUGGGGUAAAACAUCUGAAGCUGACUGACGACGGCGGCACUUGCUUGUCUGUGGCCGAGAAACGGACUAUCAUCGAUUCUCCAGAGUUGAACCACGGAAUAGCCCUCUCUCCGGAUGGGAAGACUCUGUACGCCUCGACCGCCGACAAGGUAUAUUCCUGGCCAUAUGAUAGCAGUGCCGCCACUGUUGGCGAUAGGAACAGGACCCUCAUAGCGAACAUGAGCAAUACUGACCAUACCACCCGGACGUUACUUCUAUCCAACAAAAGUCCAGGCACGCUCUUGGUGUCGAGAGGCAGCGCAUCCAACAUCGACGAGGGUGCGAUCAGCCAGUCCGCUGGGCAUGCUCAGCUUCGCGCGUUUGACAUCGGGAGCCUCGACGAGAACUCAGUGCCAUUCAACUUCCCAACUCAGGGAACUAUUCUAGGAUGGGGGCUGCGGAACUCUGUCGGCGUGGCAGAAGAGCCCGUCACAGGCGGUAUAUGGACUGUAGAGAACUCGGCAGACCAGCUGAGGAGGAACAAUGUCGAUAUUCACACUGAUAAUCCUGCCGAAGAACUCAACUUUCAUGGCCGUCUCAGUGAUUCUACCAAUGAUCAGGGCGGUAACUACGGGUAUCCAAAUUGCUUUGCCGUCUGGUCGACCGAGGGAUUUCCCAACAGAGGCAACAUGACCACAGGAGAUCAGUUCACUCUCAACCCAUCAUCUACCUUGAACGAUACAACCUGCAACUCCGCUUAUGUGCCCCCAAGACUAUCUUUCCAGGCGCACACUGCUCCAUUGGACAUCAAAUUCACGCCCGAUGGCUCAGAAGCCUUUGUAACUUUCCAUGGCAGUUGGAACCGAGACGAGGCUAUUGGGUAUAAGCUAUCUAGUAUACGAUUUUCGAACGGAGAGCCCACAGAGCCGGCUGACAGCCGGACACCAAUCACUGAUGUUUUAAGCAACGCAGACACCAGUAGCUGCCCAGACAACUGCUUUCGCCCGGUAGGACUUGCCUGGGAUAGUCAGCAGAGACUCUUCAUGACAUCGGACUCGACGGGGGAGAUUUAUGUCCUC